CGCCAGGAGCUCGGAGCUCUCCCUCGCCGCGGUGCUGAACGCAAGCCGCGCCGGCGCGGAGAGGCUGGGAGAGCAUCUUCCGCCCAGCUUCGCCGGAGAUCCCGCGCCUUUCUGGAACGGGCUGGCCAUCUUGCCUCCCAGCGGCCCUGCGCCUGCAGGCGGAGUUUCCUUCCAGCCCUAUGGCGGUCCGGCCAAAGACCCUGCGGGGCUAACAGGGAAAGGGCGGGAAGCAGCUGGGGAAGGGCAGCGGAGUGGGUGUUGAGAGUGGGAACCGCUCCUCUGAGCCCAAAGAGCCGUGGAGCAGGCCCUUAAAGGAGGACAAGGAGGCCCCGUGCCUUUCCACCCAGGGUGCCUGAAUACAGUCCCUGGUCCUCAGGCAGCGUCUGGUACCCCAGGGGGCACCAUUCCCCUUUGGCCCUGCCCUCCUUGUCUUCAGCUUCAGAGGCCAGGAGUCUUACUUUUUCCUAUCCUCCACAGAGAGAGGGGGAGAGGGAGAGAGAGGUACCUGCCUGUCUGCCAACCAAUGGCAAGGGCCGCCUUUCCUGUGGAACCACUGCCUGCCAGCUCUCAGGACUUUUAAUGACCUGGUAGUUGAUGGCUUUCAUAAGGGAGCUCAUUUUCAGGUGAAGGAAUAUUCUCUGAUCUUCUUUGAACUUGCAAAUAUUGUUUCAUGGCAGGGCUGCUCACAUUUCUUGCCAUGUGCCCUUGGCUACAGCACCCUUCCAAACACACCUUCCAAAGGAUGUGACUGAUGGGUCUGCAGGCCAUGGAGGUUCUUCAGGAAAAGCCCCCUUCUUCAGGAGGAAGCCCCACUUCCAUCUUCCUUAUGACCCUAGAUAGUUUUUGGUGCUGUUUUGGUGGUUUAGGAAACUUGCAGGCUUUGGGGAUUGUCCUAAUUUAUGCAUCAGCUUUUUGUUCUCUCUGAGGAUAUUGAAUGCACAAGCUCCCCACCAGAGCACAUUUUACUUGUGUUUGUCUAACUGAAGCUCUCUGACUUGUUUCCUGGAAAAGACAUGGGGGAUGGGAGCAUUUCAAACUCCACAUUGAAAGUUCCUAGACUGCUCAAACUGAAAGGCAACCCUGAGGCCAAAUCAAGAUGUCAUGGAUCUGAUGUCAUGGAUUGGGCCCUGAUUUGCCCCCCCCCCUUUCCCUUCUCAGCUUCUAUGCAGCCAUUACAGACAUGCAUCUCUGAAGGACUCAGCCUGCUAGUAGCCAGCAUGGGUUUCUUAAAAAUGGAUCAUGCCAGACAAAUCUUAUAUCCUUUUUUGAUUGACUAAAUUAAUGGACCAGCAAAAUACUGUGGCAAAGUAUAUUUGGGCUCCAGUAACGCAUUUGAUAAAAUAGACCAUCGCCUACUUCUUGGCAAGAUAGAACAAUGUGGGAUAGACAGCAUCAUCACCAGAUGGAUUUGUAAUUGGCUGACCAACUGGUUAACCAACUGGCUGACUGCAUCUAGAUGGAGGGGAGUAUGGAGUGGGGUAACCUAAGGCUCUGUCUCAGGCCCAGGACUCUUCCACAUCUUAACAAGUGAUCUAGAUGAGGAGAUUGAAACUCAGCAAAUUUUGCAGUUGACACCAAGCCAGGGGAAAUUGCUAACACUUUUGAUGACAGAGUCAAAAUCCAGAAGGAGCGUUGGGUCCUAUCCAACAAGACACAGUUCAACGGUGAGAAAAGACUUAGGCAGAAAAAUGAAAUGCAUAAGUAUAGAAGGUACCUGGGUCGACAGUAGUAACUGAGAGGGAUAUAGGUGUCCCGGUGGACCACCACUUCAGUAUGAUCCAGCCAUGUGCUGCAGCUGCCAAAAAAGCCAAUGCAGUCCUGGGAUGCAUCAAUAGAAGGAUAGCAUCAAGAACAUGAGAAAUUAUAGUACCACUCUAUACUGCACUGGUGAGGCCACACUUGGAGGACUCCAUACAGUUCUGGUCACCAUGAUACAAAAAAGGAUGUCGAGACCCUAAAAAGUGUGCAGAGAAGAGCAACAAAGAUGAUGGCAAACCUAUGGCACACAUACCAUAAGUGGCACAUGGAGCCAUAUCGGUGGGCAUGCAAGCGUUACCCUAGCUCAGCUGAUUUUUGGGGCUUCUGGGCCCACUGGAAGUUGGGAAACAGGCUAUUUCCGGCCUCCAGAGGGCCUCCAGGGGGGUGGGGAAGGCCAUUUUCGCCCUCCCCAGGCUCCUAGAAAGGUUCUGGAGCCUGGAGAGAGUGAAGAACAGGCCUUCCAGUCCCACCGGAAGUUAGCAAAUGGGAGGUUUCCGGUCUCCGGAGGGCCUCUGGGGGGAUGGGGAAGGCUGUUUUCGCCCUCCCCAGGCUCCAAGAAAGCCUCUGGAGUCUGGGGAGGGCGAAAAAUGGGCCUACUGGGCCCACCAUGUGCCAUGAUAGCAAAAAGGUUAGCCAUCACUGAUCUAGACAGUAGAUCAUACGAUGAAUGGUUGAGGGAGCUAGGUAUGUCUAGCUUAUCAAAGAGAAGGACUAGUGGUGACGUGAUAGCCAUCUUCUGGUACUUGAGGGUCUGUCACAAAGGAGAAGGGAUUGACUUAUUCUCCAGAGCACCAGAGGGCAGGAUAAGAAGUAAUGGGUAGAAGCUUGUUAAAGAGAGAUCCAACUUAGUAGUAAGGAGAAAUAUGGAAUAGUUUGCCUCCCAGAGUUGUGGCUUUUCCAUCGCUGGAAGUUUUCAGAAAUAGACUGGACAACCUUUUGACUGGGAUAGUAUAGGGCCUCCUGCCUUGAGCAGAGGGUUGGACUAAAUUAGAAGACCUCUGAGGCCCCUUCCUGCCUAGGAUUCUAUGUUCUGUGCUUCCCUUCCAGCCUAUGUGCAGGAUAUUCCAUUAUUCUGUGCUUCUUCUAGAGCACCUAAGAAAGGAGGAGCACCUUGAGAAGUGAUGUCGGUGGCGUAACUGUUCCAUGCCUUGGUUGAUGGCUGGGAGUGGAAGGGGGAGCCCUCUAGUACCCCAGCACCUCCUUGCCUGUGCUUCUCCCCACUCCCCAUCAGGCAUGGACAGACUUCCCAUGUCCCAAAUGUUCUUGAGGCUAAAACUGAUGACAGCACCAGCCAGGCCUGAAUGACCCUUCAGAAUUCAGGACCAGGCUGUCUCCCUGUCAGGGCACAUUGCAACACUGAACUUAAAAUUCAUGCCUGGUUGCUCUGUGUGUGUCUCUCAUUUCUUCCUUUCAGGUUAAAAUGGCAUUGGGGAGUUUGUGGUUCAGCAUCUCGUGGGAAUCCAGCCACUGCCUGGUGUGAGCCAGGCCCUCCGAUUACGUCAGAAUCCUUCUCUUUGCAAAGCCCACGGAUGUUGUAUGACUAUCAGAACGGGAUUUUGUUAGCCUGGUUUUAGCUAUUCAUAUACAUGACACUCCAGCUAGCCAGCCAGCUAGUUCUGUCUAUAUUAUUUGAGUGCUGUCUCUUUUUCAGAUUGACCCGUGAGCUGGACAGGUGUAAAUAAAUCAAACGCUGCUCCAGGCAGCAACAGUAGAAACAGAGAGGCCCAGUUCUUCUGGCUGCUUUGGGCUUCCCGUGAAGCCUGUUUUUGCCUGUCUAAGGGGGCUUCCGCCCUACAGUAGCUGAGCCUUGUUGUGGGUGUGAGUCUAAGCCAGGCUUAUGAAGCCGAAAGCCAAAGGCGAUCUGAGGACAGGCUGCCUUUCAUUCCCGUUGGCUGAGUGUAAAUGAGCCACAGAUCUUCCUAGCUGAGAGUUGAACUCUGGGCUCCUGCCACUCUGUGCUUGGCUGUUUGCUUGCAGGCAUUUCAUGAGCUGGCAAGGUCACAUUAUCAGUGCUCUGUGCCCUGAUGAUGUUUCCUAAUCGGGUUGUGAAAUAUUUGCAAGCAAGCAAGUGUGCAGACACACACCAAGGACUCCAGGGUUAAUGAUCCCUUCAGCUUCCCCAGGACAUCUGAACCCUCUAACCUGGUGGGAACCUGUGAGGGGGUUUUCUCUGCAGAUGCAGCCCACCCUUCUUUGUAGCCCACUCACUUAUCUGAAACAGAGAACUCUUCAGUCCAUGAAAGACUCCAACCACCGAGAAGGAGGAGGCCUAAUGGAGCUUCCCCCUGGGACGAUUGCUGGGCUGUUCGUGACCGACUACUUCACCCGGACGCCCCGCAAGCUGAAUGCCUUCCGCUCCUUCACCAGCCUAGAGCUCUUCCAUUUCCGCAUCCCGGAGGACACGGCGGUGGCCGUCUGGAACCUGGUCACCUUCAAAGAGCAGGGCGGCAGCCUCGGGGACCGAUGCCCGGACCGGAGCAUCACCGUGUAUUUUCGCUCAGGAGCGCCACCAGUCAUUAACCCGCUGGGCAUGCACUUCCCCAGGGACACAGCCGUGCCUGGCUCCUUUGCCCUCACGCUCACUUGGACGCUACCCAACCGGACCACCGGAGUCUUCAACAUCACCAGCCCCCUGCCCGGGGACUGGUUCCUGGCUGCCCAUUUGCCCAAAGAGCAGGGCAAGAUCUCUGUCAAGGGACUUGCAGAGGACUGCCAGUAUCUCUUCCAGCCGCAGCUCAUCGUCCAGCGCCUGGUGGGCAUUGCGGUGCUGCACCCAGGCUAUGAGACUGAGCACGUCCUCUCCCCCCACAAUCGGUCCCUGCUGUACAAGGUCUUCGUCCCCAGCUACACCUCCAGGGUGCUCCUGCAGUUGCGAAGCUGCCACAGGGGCAACCAGAGUGCACCAGGCUGCCCACUGGGACUGAAAGUGCGUGGCAAAGCCCCCCCUCUGCACAACUCCACAGCCGUGGACUGCCGAGAGCAGCUGCCCUGCCGCCUCGUGCUGGAGCGCCCCUUCUGGCAAAACUGGUACUUCAUCCUGGUGGAGAAGCUUCUGCCGCUGCCUGACCGGAUCAGCUUCCAGCUGGGGGUGCAGCUGAAGGACUGCUCCCGGACUGGCCUGGGGGAAGCCCAGCUACCUGCCUCCCACUUGAACAUGCCUCACUCCUUCGGCUCCCCAGGAGGGCUGGCCCUGGCGGACCUCCUGUCCCCCUCCCUCCCCAGCAGCUUCCAGCCCCCAGCCACCCCCACGCCCCCCAGGCCUCCCAGAGGUGGGGAGCACUGCUGGCCCACCCGGCCAACUCUGCGCAACGAGCUGGACACCUUCUCGGUGCACUUCUACAUCUUCUUCGGGCCCAACGUGUCAGUGCCCCCUGACCGGCCAGCCGUCUUUGCCAUCAAUCUCCUGCCCGUGCUGGACAGCGGAGGGAUCCUCAACCUGGAGCUGAAGCUGAAUGUGUCUUCUCUGCACGGGGAGAAUGCCACCGUCUUUGCGUGCUUGAACCACGAGGUGCCUUUGGCCUCAGAAGGGGACUCCUCAGUGACCUGCCAGACAGAGCUGCUGGCUGGGUUCCUGCUGUCCAUCAACGCCGCCUCCCCCUUCACCCGACUGCGGAUCCCCUACCCCCAGACGGGGAGCUGGUACCUGAGUCUGCGCUCGCUCUGCACCACGGACCAAAGGUCUUCGUCCUGUGGGAACGUGACCGCUGAAGUGUACUUGCGUGCCUUCCUCUCGCCCUGCAUAAACGACUGCGGCCCCUACGGCCAGUGCAAGCUUCUGCGCACCAACAACUACCUGUAUGCAGCCUGCGAGUGCAAAGCGGGCUGGAGCGGCUGGGGCUGCACCGACAAUGCGGCCGCCUUCUCCUACGGCUUCCAGCUGCUCUCCACCCUCCUCCUGUGCCUGAGCAAUCUCAUGUUCAUCCCCCCAGUGGCCAUUGCGGUGCGGACCGGCUACCUGCUGGAGGCAGCCGUCUACAUAUUCACCAUGUUCUUCUCCACGUUCUACCAUGCGUGUGACCAGCCGGGCAUUGUGGUCUUCUGCAUCAUGGACUACGACGUCCUGCAGUUCUGUGACUUCUUGGGCUCCCUCAUGUCCGUCUGGGUCACCGUCAUCGCCAUGGCCCGCCUGCAGCCCGUCAUCAAACAGGUGCUGUACCUGCUGGGAGCCAUGCUCCUCUCCAUGGCCCUGCAGCUGGACCGCCACGGCCUCUGGAACCUGCUGGGGCCCAGCCUCUUCGCUGUGGGCGUCAUGGCCAUCGCUUGGACGGCUCGCAGCAUCCACCGGCGGCAUUGCUACCCACCCACCUGGCAGCGCUGGACCUUCUGCCUCCUGCCCGGAGCCCUGAUUGCUGCCUCGGCCGUGCUGCUCUAUGCUUUUGUGGAGACGGAGGAGAACUACUUCUAUAUCCACAGCAUCUGGCACAUGCUGAUUGCUGGCAGUGUGGGCUUCUUGCUGCCACCCCAGGCCAAGGCGGAGGCAUCUGAGCUGGCGGGACCCCUGCCUCGCCGGAAGGGCUGCGGCUACCAGCUCUGCAUCAACGAGCAGGAGGAGCUCGGCCUGGUGGACCCGGGCAAUGCUGGCACUGGCGUUUCCAUCACCAGUGUCUGCACCAGCUGAUGCAGGGCGGUGGCCUAGGGGACUUCAGACAGACGGGUGGCCAAGAUGAGAGCCUCCCCCCAAGCCAGACCACUCUUGCUCUGGACUCUGUGCCAACUAUGGACCCCUCCACUCUUGGCCCAGGGCCUCUGGUGCCAAGGGAGGGGAGACUGUCACGUGCCUACCUGCCUGGAUGCCCAGGGAUGAUGCAGAAGAGGAGUCUUCCUCCCCCCAGUUCACGAGGCUCCCCCACCAUGCCCUUCCCUUGCGCCGCCCCCCCUCCCAAUAUGCACACACUACACUGGAAGAUCAUUUCUGGAGAGAGGCAGAACAGCCCCCACCCCUGCAAGCUCAAGGCCUUUGCAUCCUCAGAGGGGCAAAGCAGCAGCUGCUUCUGGCUUCAGAAGUCUGGGGCUCCCCACAGGAAGGCCAGGCUGCUGCCAGUGCCCCCCUGCCUGUCUGAGGGGACAGUGCCUCCAUUCCCGCACCCAGCCAUAACAUUAGCGCCUCUGGAGUUUUGGCUGGGGUGGGGGCAGGAGGGCUGCCCCUGAGAAAGUGCCUGGCUUCAGACAUGUUGAGCCAGCGCCCGCUCCCCCGAGACCCACAAGUCAUCCCUGGCCUGUGGAGAGCCGCCCUCCUCACCGAGAUCCAGGUGUUGGGGUAGCCAGGGCCUGCCCACACCUGGAAAGUUUUCUGGGCACCGUUCCUUUCCCACCUCCCUGCGGAAGCUGGCAGCCCCCCACAUGGGAGCGGCUCCGACUGCCUGGUGCGGGAGGGGCUCCUCGGCUGGCUACCUGGGCAAGUUCCAGGCCUUUCCCGCUGCAGCUGCAGGGGGCAAAAGGGCCCCGUCCGCCACUAACCCCGCGGCUUCCCUCCCCCUGGAGCCCCACCGGGAGAGCAGCGGGGAGGAAAGGCGCGCCCCCUCCCCCCCCACGGCCGGAGCCCAGGGCGCUUCAUCCUGGAAGAGGCUCCGGGGGGUCUCCGAGCCCCCCAAAAAGGUGCCAGCAAAUUCUCGUUUUUCAUGUGGGAAGAGGAAGGUGGCUCCGUGCACGGGGGGGGGGGGACUCUACCCGCUGUGUUUAACUGUAACUGCAAUUGAAAUGCACAUUAAAUGUAUUUUUGCUCUGGC
This is a messenger RNA of Pantherophis guttatus, 7484 nucleotides long. The record is from RefSeq and is a predicted model, not a curated record. Lineage: Eukaryota; Metazoa; Chordata; Lepidosauria; Squamata; Colubridae.